CUGGGAGGCCCUUUGGCUCCAGUUCCCCCGGCCAAGAUGUCUGACAUGGAGGAUGACUUCAUGUGCGAUGAUGAAGAGGAUUACGACCUGGAAUACUCAGAAGACAGCAACUCUGAACCGAAUGUUGACCUGGAAAAUCAGUACUAUAACUCCAAGGCUUUGAAGGAAGAUGAUCCAAAGGCAGCUCUCAGCAGUUUCCAGAAGGUCCUCGAACUCGAAGGAGAAAAAGGAGAAUGGGGAUUUAAAGCAUUAAAACAGAUGAUCAAAAUAAAUUUCAAAUUGGGUAAUUAUCCUGAAAUGAUGAACAGAUACAAGCAACUGUUGACCUAUAUCCGCAGUGCGGUAACAAGAAAUUACUCUGAAAAAUCUAUCAAUUCUAUCCUUGAUUACAUCUCCACAUCCAAACAGAUGGACCUUCUGCAGGAGUUCUAUGAAACAACCCUUGAGGCUCUAAAAGAUGCAAAAAAUGACCGGUUGUGGUUUAAAACCAAUACAAAGCUUGGUAAAUUAUAUUUGGAAAGAGAGGAAUAUGGCAAGUUGCAGAAGAUUUUACGCCAGCUUCAUCAGUCAUGCCAGACCGACGAUGGAGAAGAUGACUUGAAGAAGGGUACACAACUACUGGAAAUCUAUGCUUUGGAAAUUCAGAUGUAUACAGCACAGAAAAACAAUAAGAAACUCAAAGCACUAUAUGAACAGUCGCUGCAUAUUAAAUCUGCUAUUCCUCAUCCCCUUAUCAUGGGAGUCAUCCGUGAAUGUGGAGGAAAGAUGCAUUUAAGAGAAGGAGAGUUUGAAAAGGCCCACACAGAUUUCUUUGAGGCUUUUAAAAACUAUGAUGAAUCUGGCAGUCCCAGGCGAACAACCUGCUUGAAAUACCUUGUCCUAGCAAACAUGCUCAUGAAGUCUGGAAUAAACCCCUUUGAUUCUCAGGAGGCUAAACCAUACAAAAAUGAUCCAGAAAUUCUAGCAAUGACAAAUUUAGUAAGUGCCUAUCAGAAUAAUGACAUCACUGAGUUUGAAAAGAUUCUGAAAACAAAUCACAGCAACAUCAUGGAUGAUCCCUUUAUAAGGGAACAUAUUGAAGAGCUUUUGCGAAACAUCAGAACACAAGUGCUUAUAAAGUUAAUUAAGCCUUAUACAAGAAUACAUAUUCCUUUCAUUUCGAAGGAGCUAAAUAUAGAUGUAGCUGAUGUUGAGAGUUUGCUGGUGCAGUGUAUACUGGAUAACACCAUUCACGGGCGAAUUGAUCAAGUCAACCAGCUUCUCGAACUUGAUCAUCAGAAGAGAGGUGGGGCACGAUACACUGCGUUAGAUAAAUGGACCAAUCAGCUGAAUUCUCUCAACCAGGCUGUAGUCAGCAAGCUUGCUUAACAAAGAACAAGCUUUUACAAAAUAGAUAAAAAAACAAGUACUUAUGGCAUCAGUGCAGUGAUCUAACCCUUUAAAAGGAACUGGGAAUGGCAAAGCUACUGUUGGUUGGUGUGUCCUGAAAAAAAACAAUUGGAGUUUUGGCAGAAGCACUUUCUGAUGAGCUGGUUUGUGUUUUGCUGCUGUGUAUAUCCCAAGAAAAAACAGCUUUAACCUCCAGAAGAAAACCAAAAUGUUACGGGAUUUAUGCUGUAUUCUCAUCUUGCCCUAAAUAAGCAACAUCCUAGUAGAUUUGCCAAGGGCAAAUAACGACCAGAGGGAAGAUUUUUGUCAUGAUUUUAAAUAUACACUGACAUGUGUUGGUUCAAUUUAAACGUUUUACCUGCAGAAAAUGUCUCACAGAAUAACCUGCAAUAACUUGAAAUGCAUAUCCUUUUCAACACUUCUUUUUUUUUUCUCAUGUAUAAAAUAUGUUUGCUGCAUUUUGCAAAAUGUCCCACCUGCCCUCAAAAAUGUGUCGGUAUAUAUACAUAUAUAAAUAUAUAUAUUUCUGUACCUGCAGUGUAGUAAACAUUUAGAAGAGACCCAAUUAUUAUAGUGGCAUACUGUCACUUAGGUUUCAAGCAGCAAAAUAAACAGUGCAGCCAGAAAUGAAUAUUGGCUUUCCUGUGUGUUUCUUGCAUUGGAAAGGGCAACUGAACCUAUACACAAAGCAGUUUGUAGCCAGAGAUUUCAGGAGCAGAGUUUAGUAUUCAUCAAGUUAGUUGUUUUUUUUCUUGAAGAUCAAUUUAGAAUGUGAUACAAAAUAAAUCAUAUUUUUUCUCC
Messenger RNA from Xenopus tropicalis (tropical clawed frog), 2190 nucleotides. It is a transcript of the gene cops2, whose product is annotated as COP9 signalosome subunit 2. Lineage: Eukaryota; Metazoa; Chordata; Amphibia; Anura; Pipidae. The transcript has 13 exons. Gene Ontology annotation, cellular component: nucleus; cytoplasm. Bases 37 to 1368 code for a protein of 443 amino acids. The record is from RefSeq and is marked provisional.